Molecule: messenger RNA, 509 nt
Organism: Brassica oleracea var. oleracea
Lineage: Eukaryota; Viridiplantae; Streptophyta; Magnoliopsida; Brassicales; Brassicaceae
Product: protein RADIALIS-like 5
Exons: 2
Coding region: 125-421 (98 amino acids)
Molecular function (GO): DNA-binding transcription factor activity
Source: RefSeq, a predicted model, not a curated record
CAUUCGUUUGUAUUCGUAGCUUUGCAUCGAUCCCUUUUCUUUCUCUGAAAUUGUUUCGCUUAAUAUAUAUAUAUAUAUAUAUAUAUCUCACGGUUUUUCCUAAAGAAGCUUAAAUAAUACAAAGAUGGCCUCAAGUUCUAUGAGCUCCUCUUGGACGUCUAAGCAAAAUAAGAUGUUCGAAAGGGCUUUAGCCGUUUACGACAACGACACUCCAGACCGUUGGCAAAACCUGGCCAAAGCCGUCGGGAAUAAAUCGGCAGAGGAAGUCAAACGUCACUACGAUAUUCUCGUUGAAGAUCUCGUGAACAUCGAGCAAGACUUAGUCCCUUUGCCUAAAUACAAGACCGUCGAUGUUGGAAAUAAAUCAAGAGGCAUCAACGAUUACGAUUUGAGGUUAAUGAAGAAUAUGAGGAUCCAGUGAAGUCUGUUACAUUGAAGCAAUAGUGCUAUAAAAGAUUCAGAGCGAUAUAUUUCCUUAUCACACACUGAUGAUCAUUGAUCAGAACUUA